CUUGGUAAGAGAGCCAGGCUGGUGGUGCCUAUGGCCCUGGGACUCUCAUCAGGGUAGCUCGUGCACCCCACUCCCUCCCUGGCACUACCUCGUGCAUGGUGCCACCUUCAGCGCCACAAGACCGACACUGCCUCUAUGGCUUGUCUUUACAACAAGUCUUAACUUGCAACAUUGAGCCAGUGACUGUAACUCUUGUUUAAGUUGAGAAAAAAGAAAGUGUGUUGAGCCGAAAAAGUCAGAAAAAAAUAUUUAGUGACUGAAGAUUUAUAUAUAUAUUCUGAAAAAUUGUGAUAAAUAACGAAUAUAUUGGAACAAGAGAGAUUUUAGUGAAGUGAGAGUAGAAUAUUGUGGAGCCAACACCUGUAGUGACCUUGUGGAGCCAACACCUGUAGUGACCUUGUGGAGCCAACACCUGUAGUGACCUUGUGGAGCCAACACCUGUAGUGACCUUGUGUGGAAUUGUGAGGGUGAUGAACCAACACCUGUAGUGACCUUGUGGAGUCAACACCUGUAGUGACCUUGUGUGGAAUUGUGAGGGUGAUGAACCAACACCUGUAGUGACCUUGUGGAGCCAACACCUGUAGUGACCUUUGUGUUGAGUUAUGAAGUUGAUGAACCAACACCUGUAGUGACGGUAUCCUCCUGACACCCAUGUCAUACACCGGCAUUAUGUAUGAUCUGUAUGAUAGUGGCAAGUCUGGGGGCUACUACAUGACUCACUCCUACCCUCCUGGUACCCCACAAGCCAACGCUGGGGUAGCACCCAUACCCCGCGGUGGGGGUCCCAGGCCUCCUUAUACCUCUGAGAGGAUGCAUGGGGACGGGUACCUGUCAUCUCCAGAACGGUCACCACGACCUUAUGCAACCACUGGCUCCACCUACCUCACCCAGACCCCCAGCUAUGAGGACCCAUAUUAUGGGGGACAGUAUGGGUCUCGUUCUGGUUCGGUUACACCAAUCAUCGACGAGGAAGCCAGGUCUGCCUUCUACAGCAUGCGGGUAGAGCAGAUGGAACGGCAGCUGGCAUCUCUUACAGGACUGGUGCAGAAGGCUCUACAUACAGGUGUGGCCAGCUCCCCACGCCCAGAGAUAAUACCCUUAGCACCACCUCCUGCUGUUGUGGCAGCUGCUGCUGCUGCUGCUGCAGCUGCUGCUGCUCAAGCCUCUACUGAGAGAGAAGCUCCGACUACUAAUAGGAGCUCCAAUGACUUCCUCCAGGUUCCUACAAGCUCUUCCUUCUCCAAAACUUCAGACGACACUUAUCUACGACCAGACACAAAGCCGCCAAAAUUAGGAAGGGGUAGAGAAAAGUCAGUCUCGUUUGAAAAAUCCGUGUCAUUCAGUGACGACCUUCCAGAUUUGAGUACGCCGCCUAAACAACAUGUUCCUGCAGCUGAGAAACAGCCUAUCAAGCCGGCCAUCAAGUGCUCGACUCUUCCACGGAUGUCUUCCCAAGACUCGUUGAGAAAUAUUGCAGAGCCGCUGCAACCAAGCAAGCCCACUCCUUCGUCUAAGCCACUACCGCCACCCAAACCACCAAAUUUGAUGCUCACUCGUCCAUCUCUCUCACUACAGAAUUCGACAGACUUGCGCCUCUCCCCUGAAGUUUAUAACCAACUUAGGGUAUUACAGAAGAAGGCUAAGGAGCUGAGAACGGACGUCAGAAAUCUUAGAAAAACGUCUCAAGCUAAUGCACUUACUAUGAAAGAAAUUCUCCGAGAUACUGUCACUAAGAUAACGACGCUGCUACAGUCCAACGAGGCGUGCUUACUGCAGGGGUCAGCAGAUGCAGAGAGGGUCAGGAUACAGCGGGAGGAGGCCUCAUACAGGCAGGAUAUGACCAAACUGGAUAAGGAUCUCUGUGAUUUGGAGUUGAAGGUUGAAGAGCUGCGCAACAAUGUAAUAAAUAGACGGCUACGUGUUAAUAUGUCAGAUGUAGAAAAUAUGGCACUAAUAUUAUCUAGAUCAAGCAAAACAGUAACUGACCUGAAGGCAAAAUUUCCUAUACUUCAAGAUGGUUUAAAAGGUCUUAUAUCAGCUGAAAUGGAAAGAGCUAUUUGUAAUGAAAAGUUCCUGAAAGAAGAACCUGAUAAAUUAGAGAGUGCAUUGCGGCGUUGUAAGAAGCUCACUGGCACUUUAGUAACUCUUAAGAGAUAUGUAUCUGCCACCAGGUUAGCUUCAGUGCAGGAGCAACGAGUUCCUCCUAAUGCUCCUGGUGGGGGCUCAAUUGUUGGUGUAGCCAAUGGUGAUCCCAGAGCCACUUCUCCUACUCCUGCAGAAGAUAUACGGGCAUCAUCAGCUAAGCAGCCCGGUGUUGUCACGGGCCCUCACCUGGCAUCCUCCGCCGGAGUCGGAGCAGAUGGACAGCCGCGCCUACGUGCAGAGAACGCACUCGACGCUCUGUUAGACGAACUCCAGACCUUUGCUCGGCCGCCAUCAGAAGCUAGUAGUCGCAAGAGUAGUGUGGAUGUGACCCCUGCCACACCCCUGGCCACUGCUGCACCUGCCUCACUCACUGUCACUUCUACCCUCACCACAAGCACUGGUGUAAGGCGAUUGCCAUCUUUUCCCAGCUCAGACUCCCAGUCUUCUCCAGUUAAGACACCAGCAAACAUAUUUCCUGGGGCAUCCAGCACUCUUCCAAGGAUAGCCAAUCAGGCACCGCCUCCACCCCCUCGAGAUGAUCACCGCCUCAGCUUUACAUCAUCCACAUCUUCAGGUUCAUCAAGGUCAUCACCACGUUGUAGUAUUAGUGGAGAACCUCACCGCUUGCCACCUCCGCCACCACCACGUACAUCAUCCAGGUCACCAAUGUUGUCACCAUCAUCACCAAUAAGUCCAGCUCUGAGGUCAGUGUCAAUGCCUCCAGGUGGUAUAGUGGCCACCAUGGUGGGUGGGGUGCUGAGAAAUGCUGAGGGCCGUGAACUUUAUGGUCCUGUUCUGCGCCAACGGCCUCCACUAGGGCGAGGGUCAUUUAGCGAAGAAUCUACAGCAUCAUCUGCCUCCACCAACAGUUCUACCAGUAGUGCCAAGGCUGGCCAACUAUCCUCCAACAGUAGUAGCACUGAGAGUGUCAACUCUCAGGAGGGUGCAGCAAGCUCUCGCCAAGAAAAUACUAGUAGUGUGCCUCCAACACCUCCACCCAAACAGAGGCAAGAGAACCUAGAAGCACGACAUUUAGAGCUGUUGAGGCGGCAGAAGCAGCUGCAAGAACAGUAUCAAAGGUUGCAGUCACUGCAGAGGUCAGGAGGCCGUCCAACACCUUCAAACAUUGAUCUGAAAAAAACAGGAAGUGAAAGCAACCUGACAGCACGACUGGGGCUGUCUUUGGCUCCUGCUGCUCAUGGAUCACUCUCCAACCUCACUUCUCCCAACCCUACACACAUCUCCAAUACAAAUACCCUCCCUAAUCCUAAGACUUCUUCUGCAACCUCCACUGGUGGGGGUGACAAUCACCCCACCACCAAACGCAGCAGUGGAGGCAUUGUUGAGACAGACAUUCUCUGAAGAGAAGCACUGUUGUUGAUAAACCAGAUAAGAUAAUGUUCUUCCCUUUCUCACAGGGUAAGGAAAUGUAUAUAUGUAAAGUUUUUACAUACACAAAAACUGCCAACAGAAAUAAUUAAGGAAGAACCUACCUUGCAACAUACGCUUUUUUUUAGGGCUCAUUUUGCAUCAUUUGACAAUGCAUAAUUUUUGUCAUGUUAGAAAAAUCAAAAACCUUAUACCUACCAGUUUUUUAAAUAAAUGAAGACAUUUCUUUUUUUUUUACUUGGAAGCAUUGAGUCCCCAAAAUGUGAGAUAAAACUAUUGCUCAACACCCAGGACAUGAAAGGCUCUCAGCUGAAAGCUUUAAUUACAUCAACUUUUCAGGCAAAAAUUAUGUACCACAUACCAUUCUGCACAGGAUUUUUGUUUUUUGAAUCUAAGAUAAGCUUUAUGUAUGUAAUCUACUUGUGAUUUUAAAGACAGUAUUAUAAAUUAAUACAGUACAGUGGUUCAAAGAAGCACAUGAUUGUUAUGGAAGACUGUAGAUGUAACCUAGGAUAAAAUCUUAGAGCAAUUGUGACAACUUUUUUGAAAAGUUGUAACUAGGGUUUUCACUGAGAAGUUGUAAGCUGUGUGAGAAUGUUGUUAAGUUGUUUGUAGGUCUGUAUUCUGAGAGAGAGAGAGAGAGACUGCCUUCUGCUUCUAAUUAAUUAUACAUUUCAGUAUCAUGAUGUAUCAUACAGUAUCAUGACAUAUGCUAUAUCAUGCAGUAUCAUGAUGUAUCAUGCAGUGUCAUGCUGUAUUAUACUGUUUCAUACAGUAUCAUGUAUCAUGAUGUGUCAUGCAGUAUCAUGAAGAAUCAUGCAGUAUCAUGAUACUAUAUCAUACAGUAUCAUGAUGUAUCAUACAAUAUCAUGAUGCAUCAUGCACUAUCUUGAUGUAUCAUGCAGUAUCAUACAGUUUCAUACUGUAUCAUACAGUAUCAUAAUGUAUCAUGCAAUAUAAUACAAUAUCAAGCUGUAUCAUAGUGUCAUGAUGUUUCAUGCAGUAUCAUGAUGUAUCAUACUGUGUUAUAUAGUAUCAUGCUGUGCCAUACAGUAUCAUGAUGCAUCAUGCAGUAUUAUUAUAUAUCAUGAUACUGUAUCAUACAGUAUUAUGAUGUAUCACACAAUAUCAUGAUACAGUAUUGCAUGCUAUUCAGUAUGAUAAUGUGUCAGUCAAUAUCAUACUGUAUUGUACAGUGUCAUGAUGUAUCUUGAUGUAUCAUACUGUAUCAUGAUUUUUCAUGCGGUAUAAUAUGGUAUCAUGAUAUGUCAUAUAGUAUCAUGAUGCAUCGUGUAUUAUCAUACAGUAUCAUGAUGUAUUAUACUGUAUGAUCCGAUAUCAUACAGUGUUAUGCUGUAUCAUACCGUAUCAUGAUGUAUCAGUAAGAAAAGGACAUCUUAUCUAAUGAAACUAUGGUGAGUAUUAGUUUUACUGCUAGUGCAUAAACUAUGACUUAUUUGUGUACUAAACAUUAGUAAAUUUUUGGAAAAUACUAUCACACUAUGUGACACAUAGAUCUGCUUAUAUAUUUAAUAAGCAGUGUAUUAUUGUUUGUAUUUCUGUUAGACUGAAAAUAUCUGUUUAUAUAGCAGGCCUAAUAUGCCAACCCUUAAACUGUGUAUAUAUUUAUAGUGCAGUGUAGGGAGCUGAGCACAUUAAAUUUGUAUGCAGAAAUCAUAGCGGGUUCAAACGAAGAUCUGUCAGGUGAGCAUCUUGGCUCUUAUGUGCCAAAUUUAUUUACAGCCAAAAAUAUUCUUGUUCUUAAUACCACAAGAGAAAUGGUUUGUAAUAUUCUGACUCUCAUGACAUGAGGACACAAUUUUGCUGAAAGAGAACACUGGUGGCAUUGUAUAAUAGAAUACCAGAAAGCAGUGACAAUGAUAUCAGUGGUGCUACAUACAUGUGUUUUAUAACACAGUAUAUGAGAGAUAAAUGUAUGCAAAUAAGCAGACUUGUUAGGUUGUUGCUGAGAUGUGCAGUAAUGACGAGUGUAUUUAUUUUGUGUCGACUUGUUUCACAAACUCUCACAAAGUGAAACAUAUGUAAGAUGAUAGUCAACCUAUGUGUAUAGUGUAAAUACUGUACUUCAAUACCUGUGAAAAAAAGUAUUUUAUAUGUAUUAUAAAAUAUAUUUUGGUGCUAUGCUGUAUUGCGACACCCUGCUUCACUAGGCUUCAGCCCCGCAAGUUCCUCACUUUAUAGAAGGGUAAUGUGUUCAUAUUUUGUACUAAUUUUUCAUAUUUCUAUACUGUUUUACAUGCUCUACAAUAUCAUAAGAAACGAGAAUAACUCACUCUUCAGUCUAGGGAUGGCAAGGUCCUUUCACUUUCCUCCCAUGCACAGUUUAAGGGUUAAUACAGGUUACUUAUUUCAAGUUCAGUUAAAAAGUAUCCAAUGUCAAUCAGAGAAUGGUGAGAUAUUGUAUUUUUCCAAGAGAUAUAAUAAUGACUGAUAUUUGAUUAAUCAUUUUCAGUACCAUUGAUUUUAAACCAUUUUUAAAUAUCAAGAUCAACAUA
Messenger RNA from Cherax quadricarinatus, 6050 nucleotides. The record is from RefSeq and is a predicted model, not a curated record. NCBI's taxonomy places the organism in Eukaryota, Metazoa, Arthropoda, Malacostraca, Decapoda, Parastacidae.